Molecule: messenger RNA, 1812 nt
Organism: Prosopis cineraria
Lineage: Eukaryota; Viridiplantae; Streptophyta; Magnoliopsida; Fabales; Fabaceae
Product: sodium transporter HKT1-like
Exons: 3
Coding region: 16-1566 (516 amino acids)
Biological process (GO): transmembrane transport; monoatomic cation transport
Cellular component (GO): plasma membrane
Molecular function (GO): sodium ion transmembrane transporter activity
Source: RefSeq, a predicted model, not a curated record
CUCCUCCUUCCAAGCAUGACGCGCCUUCCUUCUUCUUCUCCUCUCAAAAACUUGCAUCAUCCCUCCUCUCAUCUACCCUUCCUCGUCAGCCCCAUUUUUCUCCAACUCUUGUACUUCAUAAUCGUCUCUCUCUUUGGUUUCCUUGCUCUCAAGUUCUCAAAGCCCACGAUCCCUGUUCCCCCCAGCGACUUUGAUCUCUUCUUCACCUCCGUUUCGGCAUCAACUGUCUCCAGCAUGAGCGUGGUUGAAAUGGAGGCUUUCUCCAAUUCCCAGCUCAUUCUCAUAACCUUCCUCAUGUUACUUGGCGGUGAGGUUUUCACCUCCAUGCUCGCCCUUCUAUUUUCUUCCUCCAAUGUCUUUCGGAAACACAGCCUUAAAGACACCCUAAACCCUCUUCCACUCAAACACAACCCUCCAAUUCCAAGUACCCAUCAAAUCGAGAUCGGUUUAGUUUCUGUGCACAAACAGAAUGAGAUGUUUGCUGUAGAUAGCGGCGAUACAAAUGUGGCUCAAAAUGAUGGCAUGGGCAGACUGAGGCAAAACUCCGUUAAGUUUCUUGGGCUUGUGGUCUUGGGUUACCUUACGGUACUUCACUUGCUUGGUUCCGGUUUGGUCUGGUCCUACAUGAGCAUCGUCCCAAGUGCACGACAGGUACUGAGAAACAAAAGGAUCAACAUGCGCACAUUUUCUGUCUUCACCGUGGUUUCCACUUUUGCCAGUUGUGGAUUUGUGCCCAUAAACGAAAACAUGUUCGUGUUCAAGCAGAACCCCGGUCUGCUGUUACUUCUUUUGCCAUAUGUUUUUCUCGGGAGCACCCUCUACCCUCCAUUCUUGAGGCUUGUGAUGUGGGUUCUGGAGAGGGUUACCAAAAGAGAAGAGUUCUCUUAUAUUCAGAAGAAUUAUGAGGAGAUGGGCUAUGAUCACAUGCUCUCUGGUGUUCAUUGCUUGUGCCUUGUAGCUACUGUUUUGGGGUUGAAUCUGACACAGUUGGUUCUGUUCUGCUGCAUGGAGUGGAGGUCGGAGAACAUGGAGGGUCAAAACAGCUAUCAGAAAUUAAUUUCAUCGCUGUUCCAAAUUUCGAAUGCCAGACAUGCCGGUGAAUCUGUUUUCGAUCUUUCUACUCUCUCUUCCGCCACUCUGGUGCUCUUCGUUGUCAUGAUGUACCUGCCACCAUACACGACAUUUUUGCCCAUAAGGGAACCCGAAAAUGACAGGAAACAGAAAAUAAGCCUAAAGGAGUGUCUCGUGUCCUCUCAACUAUCUUACUUGGUUAUGUUUAUUAUACUGAUUUGCAUCACGGAGAGAAGAAGCUUGAGAGAAGAUCCCCUCAACUUUAAUGUGUUCAACAUCACCCUUGAAGUAAUCAGCGCAUAUGGAAACGUGGGGUUCUCAAUGGGAUAUAGCUGCCAAAGGCAAUUGAUUGCAGAUGGGAAGUGCAGAGAAAAGUGGGUUGGGUUUGCUGGAAGAUGGAGUAACAAAGGAAAGUUGAUCCUGAUAGUCGUCAUGAUCUUCGGAAGGGUCAAGAAAUUCAACAUAAAUGGUGGCAAAGCAUGGCUUCUCUCCUAGUUACUGAGACACGUACAAUUGAGAGAGACGAUCCCAAGCUUUGCCACCUCUCAUAUUGCAAGUGUACGUACUAGUCUACUUGAUACAUUGUACCCAUAAAACACCCUCAUCCAUGCGGAGCACUGCUUAUUUAUGUGACUGUCGUACAUAUAGCAAACGGCAAUGUAUCACCUCUAAGGAUCUGUUCGGUCAGACGGGAAGGGAGGAGAGGGGAGUGGAGGGGAGGGAAGGAAUUUUGAUGAAGGG